AAAGUCCCUGCUCCCCAAAGGCCAGAGCUGCAACGAUCAUGGCGGCAGUCCCGGUGUACAGCAUCACAAGGGCCGAGAUCGACAAGUUCUGGAGGAGGACGGAGGUGGAGGCAGAGGAGCGCCGCCUCGCUGCCGAGAAGGAAGCUGCAAGAAUCAUGGCCAAGGCACUCAAGAUGGAAGACUAUGUGCUCUUCGAACAAAUGAUGGGGGAGAUUCUCAAGGAGGGGAACACAGGAGAUGGGGCAACGGCAGCCAUGGUGCCAGCUGCCGGCGGCGGCACUGAGGCACGGAUCAUUGGCAUCAAACAUUGGUCACCUUCUUCUCCCACUGGGUGCAGGUGGACAAGAAGUACUUAUGCUUAUCUGAAUGCACCCGCACUGUCCAUGGAUGAGAAGGGCGGAAGCAAGCAUGCUAUCACAUAUGUUCCGCAGGAGAGAUGCACCAUGUUCUUCUCAUCAACUCCAUGCCAGCCAUAUUCCACUGCUUUUGCGAUCUUUUAGGUGCUCAUGCCAAGGAUAAGCUGGGACAUUGGGAAAUCAGGAAAUAUGGAUGUGAUUCAUGUGUCAGUACUUUGGGUCGCAUAUGCUGCACCACAUUGUUUCUCAUUUGGUAUUUUGAUUGUAUACCUUCCAGUACUGCUUACUAGACCAAGUAAUAAGUAUGGAUAACCAUGUUGCUUCAUGUACAAAGCAAGAUCGCUACUAAUGAGAAUUUGUCAACAA
Molecule: messenger RNA, 722 nt
Organism: Panicum hallii
Lineage: Eukaryota; Viridiplantae; Streptophyta; Magnoliopsida; Poales; Poaceae
Exons: 3
Coding region: 39-500 (153 amino acids)
Source: RefSeq, a predicted model, not a curated record